Molecule: messenger RNA, 2232 nt
Organism: Botrytis porri
Lineage: Eukaryota; Fungi; Ascomycota; Leotiomycetes; Helotiales; Sclerotiniaceae
Exons: 5
Coding region: 332-2167 (611 amino acids)
Biological process (GO): regulation of mRNA processing; protein phosphorylation; spliceosomal complex assembly
Molecular function (GO): ATP binding; protein kinase activity
Source: RefSeq, a predicted model, not a curated record
ACCUACCACCUACCACCUACCACCUACCACCUACCACCUACCUCCACUUCCAAUCCACUCAUAGACAACUCCACCAAUCUAACUAAAAUCCCAAUACCAAUACCCUUUGACUAUCUAUCAUCCACACCCAGUCUCACUCCGAAUCCUUUCCCUUUCUCCAUCAACAAAAUCAGUCAAUCAGUCAAUCAAUCAAUCAAUCCACUGCAAAACAAUUCACCCAUACACGCCCAUCAACACACCAAUACCACGCCAAAUUCCACACCAAAUUCACACUAACCCACCAUCUAACCACCACCACCACCACCACCCACCACCAGCCCGCAACCGAAUAAUGAACGGAGAUCGGAUAAAGGCUUCUGCAAUUGCCAAAGCGAAAGAAUCGAUAACUAAAAAUUCAAAUGCGCAUGCUAUGAAAAAAAGAAAGAAAGACUCAUUAAAGCCAAUCAUCACAACCGAGCAAGACUCUGAAUCUUCCAAAAUGGCUUCUGCUCAAGCCCGUGCAGGGUCGCGCAAAAAUGCUGCACUUUCCUUGUACUUAUUCAAGAUGAUGAGUUCAAUGCUUCAAAACUUGCUAACGAGAAUCGAUGAUGGAAAUAGAUCCGCUUCGGGAACAAAUCGCGAUCCAUCAUCAUCUUCCUCGAGAGAAGACGCUGCAGAAACCACUGCAGACGAAGAAGACUCUGAAGAUUACUGUAAAGGAGGUUAUCACCCAGUACAAGUCGGUGAAAAACUUCAAGAUGGCAAAUACACCGUGGUUCGCAAGUUAGGAUGGGGUCAUUUCUCAACAGUAUGGCUUUCCAAAGACAACGUCACUCAGAAACAUGUUGCGUUGAAAGUUGUACGAUCUGCAGCGCAUUACACGGAAACGGCCAUAGACGAAAUCAAAUUACUCAAUAAGAUUGUUGGUGCUAAGCCAGAUCACCCAGGUCGAAAGCAUGUCGUUAGUUUAUUGGAUUCUUUUGAACACAAAGGUCCAAACGGCACACAUGUUUGUAUGGUCUUCGAGGUUCUGGGGGAAAAUCUCUUGGGUUUGAUCAAAAGAUGGAAUCACCGCGGAAUUCCCAUGCCUCUCGUUAAGCAAAUCACAAAACAGGUUCUAUUGGGUCUAGAUUAUCUACAUAGGGAGUGCGGCAUUAUACAUACAGAUUUGAAGCCCGAGAACGUCCUGAUAGAAAUUGGAGAUGUGGAACAGAUUGUGAAAACAUUUGUCAAGGAGGAUACGAGCAAGGACAAGGAAGAUAACAGAAAUGGUCGAAGGAGACGGCGAACUCUUAUCACUGGAAGUCAGCCUUUACCAAGUCCAUUGAAUGCCAGCUUCAACCAAGCAGAUUUGAUGAGGUUUCCUGGCAGUAAUCCAGGUUCCCAUGGAAGUAUAAAUGAAAUGCUAAAUAAUAGUAAAUAUACUCCAUCGGAAACCCCUGGCAAUGGACAGUAUUCUAAUGAAAAGGCAGAUGAGGAGAACCACGGGACAAGAGAAAAGACUGCCGAUAUUCUUACAGAUAAGGUCUCUGGCAUAUCACUCGACAAAAAUUCGGGCGAAAAGAAGAAGGCAGAGGAUGCAACCCAGUUCGAUAUAAUAUCAGUCAAAAUUGCCGAUUUGGGAAAUGCUUGCUGGACGGGACAUCACUUUACAAAUGAUAUUCAAACAAGGCAAUAUCGAUCACCAGAAGUUAUAUUGGGCUCCAAAUGGGGUGCUUCUACAGAUGUUUGGAGUAUGGCUGCUAUGGUCUUCGAACUUAUUACUGGUGAUUAUCUUUUCGAUCCUCAAUCCGGUACCAAAUAUGGCAAAGAUGACGAUCACAUUGCUCAAAUAAUCGAACUUCUCGGGCCCUUCCCCAAAUCUCUUUGUUUAUCUGGCAAAUGGUCACAAGAAAUAUUUAAUCGAAAGGGCGAACUACGAAAUAUUCACCGAUUACGACAUUGGGCCUUACCGGAUGUCUUGAAAGAAAAGUACCAUUUCAAAGAAGACGAAGCGAAGAGGAUUGCGGAAUUUUUGACUCCGAUGUUGGAGUUGACACCAGAGAAGAGGGCAAAUGCUGGAGGGAUGGCAGGUGCUCCGUGGUUGGAAGAUACAGCCGGUAUGAAAGGGGUGAAGAUUGAAGGGUUGGAAGUAGGGAGCAAGGGUGAAGGAAUCGAGGGAUGGGCAUAUGAAGUCAGGAAGAGAUAAGAACUCGCGAGGUUCCAGAAUGAUAGAGUGUAGGGAUUCCUUUCUCAUGAAAGUCAGGCGCAGAU